AUGGCUUCAACAAUCACCCCAACUUCAGCCGAAACAUGGUGUAAAUUCCUACGUAGAAGUCUUUCUAUGCGUGUAGAUAUUGAACAGUUUGAAACAUACGCUCGUUCCAUACUUCGAAAGGCACCGAUACCACGCGACGAUCUUGCGGCUGUUUUGAUCUCGCCGACGGCUUAUCCCACCCCGCAGUUAUCGGUCGAUCCUCGGUAUUUGCUGUAUAUACAGCGACUGGUGUCAGCGAAUAUCGUCCCUCUGUCGAGUUUUUUACACGCGCUAUGGUCGUCGGAUCGGGUUCAGCAGAAUCAUGUGCUUCAUGGCGGUGAAGGGGAUAUGGCGGCUGCGUUGUCGAGGGAGGCGGUCGAUACGGCGAUUUUGACGAGUUUGGUGCUUGUUGUGCAGAGUUUACAGGGUGGUGGUGGUGGUGGUGGGGGGAAUGCGGCACCGAGGGAGACACCGGCGGCUUUGAUUGAUUCGCUGAGUAAAUGGAUGGAUGCGGUUAUUGCGGCCAAUGAUGGGGAUGGAUUGAAUGCGCUUGAUGGGCACGGUCUUGAUGGGUUGGGACUUAGUAGCGGGAUAAUGGGACCUCAGAAGAAGGCGAUUAUAGGAGAACUUGUGAUUGCUGUUGGUGAGAACCAGACGUUGAACGGGUUCUUGAAGACUUCGCAUGAGAUUAGUAAAGACAAGAGGGCGAAUUUUGAGAAUACGCUGCCGAUGUUCGUGCAAGGGUUUCAGGCUUUGAAUCCAGAGUUGGCGAUGAGGCUUGAUGCUUUGAUUCCGAAGAAGGCGGAUGGGCCUGGGAGUGCUGGUGCAGGGAAUGCGCUUUUGGGGAUGGGGAUUGGACUGGACGCCAUUGGGGAGGCGGGGCAGCCGUCAAGGGGUGGGCUAUACGUCUUUAUAAAUUCACUGUUGUUCGCUCGUCCUCUCGUCGACGAUGAAUACCUAAUUCAUCACCUCCUCAAUCGAUACAAGGAGAUAGGCGGCCAAGUCGCCCUCGAUCUCAUCAUCGCCGCGCUAGAUUGCAUUGCGAACGCCAUCAGUCGCUCAGAAUCCGAAUCCACGAUCGCCCUAUUCCGUCACUUCCUCGUUAACAAAAUACCACUUCUACUCCAACGCUUCAACAUGCCAGUUAUCCAGGCGCAAUACGUUGUAACACAGGCGCUUGCGAAGUCAGGCAGUAACCCACUUUCGCUGGACCCUUCGCUGGAUACUAUGCUUGACCUUUCGAAUGAUAUCAAACAAGAGUUCUUGUUUGCAUGUGCAUUACACCAGAUCAUCGAAGAGUCUUCGGUCGAGGUUAUUUUGGGUGAUGUACCACUGCAGACGAUGGCGAAGAGGCGGUAUACCCAAGGUGAACUAGUUGCAGAGUGCAUGUCAGAUGGGGACCGCGUGGAAAGACUGAUCAGUGAAAUCGAGGAACUUGACGGGAACUCCGGGGCAAUAGUCGGCGCCGUCGUAGAGAUGCUCCGCAUAAUGUGUGAACAGCGUGCGACAAUGGGUCUCUACACGCUCUGCAAAAACCUCAUAUCGCGCCCCAAAACUAUUGAUUUACUACUCCUCUACUCCUCGCCGGCUACAAUCCUAGAACCUUUGUGUAUCGUCCUCGAAAACUGGCGCUAUGAUGACGACCAAGGCGAAUACGAGCCCGUCUACAAAGAAUUUGGUUACAUUCUCCUCUUGAUUCUUACGAUCUACUACCGUCACGACCUCUGUUUCUCUAGCCUAGGGCCAAGUAUUACGUCUACAAGCUUUGUGCCUAUGUUUAUUAAGCAAUGCUGGAAGGAUAUCUCCGUUGAGGAUUUAGGGAGGAUGGGAGAUAGGCAUGCGCAACUAGGGGGUUGGAUUAAGGCGUUAUAUGAGGGUGAGGGCAUGACAGAUGAAGUAAUGCAGAGUUGUAGGCCGCAGGAGUAUUAUAGCCUCGUACCAACAUUGAUGGCGCAGACGGUCGAGGCUUAUGAGAGAGGGGUAUUAGAUAUGAGGGUUUUGAAGGAGGGGUUGGAUUAUUUCCAACUCCCAUCGCUCAUUGCGUCGGAGGUUGCCAUUAUAUUCUGGUUGACCGAUUACAUUUGGCAGACCAUGUCCUCGCAAGGAGAUAUAUCCAAUGCACUUCGAAUACUCCACACGCUUGUCACCAAUGCCCCGUCUGAGGUCACACAAACCCACAAAACUAUCCUUGCCAUAUGUUCACACUCUCUUGAACGUGUAUUAAAAGACGUCCUUCGUUCGGAAGGCACAGCUAAUAACCCUAGCAGCGCUAUACACCAACAAGCGGAGCAAAUACUUAAACAUGUUUCUUCGUCUAGAGACUGGCGCAGAACCGGAUUACCAUCAACAAGUGAACUUGAAGGAUGGACAAAACAUUCCGGUGGUAUUUUGGGGGCUUUAAAGAGCGCAGUUCAGGGUGUAGUGAUGUGGAGUUCUACGCCUGAUUUAGCACUUCAACCUGCCGGGUGGAAUCCUCGACUCCUUUAUGCGGCGUGGAGGUUGUUAGGCGCUAAGGAGGUUGUUAGGGUACUCGUUGAUGAGGUUGUAAGUGUUGGAACCGAUGUUGGCGAUGUGGCUGUGGAUUUGGUGGCAAGUUUGAUCGUUGCGCCGGUGGUUGAGGAUUGGAGGUGGAAAGUUGGUGAAGUUACAGGGAGGAAGGAACAUACGAGUGUAGGAAACGGGGGGGUUUUGACGUUAGUUGAAGCGCUAAGGUAUUUGGAAGAUGAUUGUAAGUUGUUAGGUGGAGAGGAGCAAGGAAGGAGUGAGGUGGUUAUGAAACUUGCGAGAAAAGUGGAGGGGAUGAUGGUUGCGAGUGCUGUUGGGGGCGUUGGAGGGGCUGCGGUGGUUGGUGGGGUAGUAGAUUUGGCGGAUGGGGUGCUUGGGGAUGUUAUGGUCGAUGGGGAUAUGUUAAUGAUGCCGGAUGCCGGAGUGGAUUUGGGACUGACUGCGGAUGAGAUUAUGACUGGGAUGUAG
This is a messenger RNA of Orbilia oligospora ATCC 24927, 2952 nucleotides long. RefSeq lists its product as uncharacterized. The transcript has 5 exons. Gene Ontology annotation, molecular function: transcription coregulator activity. Gene Ontology annotation, biological process: regulation of transcription by RNA polymerase II. NCBI's taxonomy places the organism in Eukaryota, Fungi, Ascomycota, Orbiliomycetes, Orbiliales, Orbiliaceae. Gene Ontology annotation, cellular component: mediator complex. Bases 1 to 2952 code for a protein of 983 amino acids. The record is from RefSeq and is a predicted model, not a curated record.